AUGUAUCUGACGCGCGAUCGCUACAAUAUGACGCCAUCUGAAGUCGCUUCAUCCUCGCUGCUUCAUCGCAUCAUCCUCGACGCUGCUAACAAGCUGGCUGCUGAAGAGAAGAAGAUAAUGGAGAUGAUGAAGAAAAAACAGAAGCUACAGAAAGAUCGGCACAGGCGCUUGAAGUUAGAGGCACAGACCUCAUCGACGUUGUCGUCGUCGUCGUCACUCUCAUCGUCACACUCGUCACUUCAUCUGAAUGCAGAUUCCCCCAAUGUCACCCAUCACCUCACCUCGUCACUGUCAUCAACAUCUCCAGCUCGCCAUAGUAAAAACAGCACCACAAACUACAACAAUAACAUCAAUAACACUAACAAUAAUAAUUACAGUAAUAAUAGUGAUAAUAAUAAUGCAGCAGCAGCCGAUGUGAUGGUUAGGAAUGGUUUCAUCACGAGACUAAUCAGUAAUGAUAAUGAUCUUCCGAAGAGGAAUAAAGCACUCGUUUGUGGCGGUGAUGGUGGUGGUGGUGGUGGCGGUGGUGGUGGCGGCGGUGGUGGUGGUGGCGGUGGAGGUGAUUACGACGAUGAUGACAGUAUUAAAUUUUUUAACAACAACAACAACAACUUUAAUAAUAAUCAUAAUAAUAAUAGUAAUAAAAAUUUCAACAAUUGUAACAACAGCAGCAACAAGAAUAAUAAUAAUUCUAAUAAUAAUAAUGUUAGUAAUGCUGAUGAGGAUAAUAAUUACAUGGGCAGACACCACAACCUCUGUGAUAGUUGUCAUUACGUCUAUCACAAUCCUUCUCAAGCUCAUAACAUCAACGACAGCAGAAAUCACAUCAAUAACAGUAACAAUAACAUUAAUAAUAAUAAGCUACAAAGAAAUUUAAAUAAUAAUAAUAAUAACAAGAACAUUGUGAACGACGAUUACUUAAUAACAUCCAGCAGGCCUAGUUCUCUCCAUACACAUCAUGGCAACAGCGUCUUAACUUUGUCUUAUAACUCCGCCUCCGAACACGUCACUAUAACAAGUGGCCAUCCAUCCUCCGUCCAAUCGAGAUUAGAUCUCUCAUCCAUUCAAUCAGAGGCGAGAAGAAAUCCCUCCUCUAUCCAAUCAGGGUCGAGAAGAGGGCACGAGAGUAAAGUUGAAGGGCGAGGUCAUUGUGUUAGAGGUCAGGAUGACGUAUUUAAUGACGGGAGCGAUCAUUUUGAUCACGUGACGCCGAGAAGCGAUGACGUUGGUGAUGUUUGUGGAGAGGAUGAAGGUCUAAAAUGUAGAAAUUGUAACAUCAUACAAAAGGAAGGAGAAGACAAAGACGGUGGAAAUAAUGUAAGGAAUAAUAAUGAGGUUGAUGUGGAUGCCGAUGAUGAAGAAGAUGAAGAGGAAAAGGAUAAACGCAAUAGAGAAUCUGUACUUAGUCAGAAAAAUGAAUUUGAGUUGAAGGCCAUUCCGUGCCAUCCACUCUGCCAGUGCAGCAAGUGUAGGAGGAUAAACAUUAUACCUCCUCUUUGA
This is a messenger RNA of Helobdella robusta, 1500 nucleotides long. RefSeq lists its product as hypothetical. The coding region runs from base 1 to 1500 and encodes 499 amino acids. The transcript is spliced from 3 exons. The record is from RefSeq and is a predicted model, not a curated record. NCBI's taxonomy places the organism in Eukaryota, Metazoa, Annelida, Clitellata, Rhynchobdellida, Glossiphoniidae.